AUGUGGCGCGCGGCAGCCUCCCGCCUCCGCUCGCAUUCUCCGUUCGGUUCACCGCACGCGCCCUGCCGCCUCUUCUCGCCACCGCCGGUGCGGGUGGAGCCGCCGGUCACGGCGACGGAGGCGCGGCGCCUGGUGCGGCUCGUGGGCGUCGAGGCCUUGAAGCGGCGGCUGCGGGACAGGGCCGGCGAGGCGAUCGGGUACGGGGAGCUCCUCGACGCGUGCGUGGAGGCCGGGGCGGCGCGGACGCACGGCGAGGCGGAGGGGCUCGCGCGGGCCAUGGACGACGCCGGCGUCCUGCUGCUCUUCAGGGACAAGGCCUACCUCCACCCCGAGAAGGUUGUGGAUCUGGUCAGAAAAGCUGUACCACUCGCUCUGGAGGUAGAGAAUGACCCGAGGAAAGAAGAGUUCAAGCAGCUUCAGGAAAGGAAGGACGACAUCGACAAGCUAGCGCACAAGCAAGUCCGGCGCAUCCUCUGGUCCGGCUUAGGGUUCCUCAUGACCCAGGUCGGUCUCUUCUUCCGCCUCACGUUCUGGGAGCUCUCCUGGGACGUGAUGGAGCCGAUCGCCUUCUUCACCACUGCGUCCGGGCUGCUCGUCAGCUACACCUAUUUCCUUGUAACCUCGAGGGACCCGACGUAUCAGGACUUCAUGGAGAGGCUGUUCUUGUCGAGGAGGAGAAAGCUUUGCGCCAAGCACAAGUUUGACAUGAACAGGUACCUGGAGCUUCAGAAGCAUUGUAAGUGUCCUCUGGAAGGUCCUAAGCUUCACAACUUCUAUGGAUUGUACAGUAGGUAAAUGGAUGCAACAUUUACGGUUGUAAAUGGAUGCAACAUUUACCUUUUUCUUACAGAAGAAAUCAUAUUACCAGCUUCCAAAGUGUUAUUUACAAUAGGCACUAGUCACCUGGCAGU
Lolium rigidum is the source of this 911-nucleotide messenger RNA. RefSeq names its product calcium uniporter protein 6, mitochondrial-like. Gene Ontology annotation, cellular component: mitochondrial inner membrane; uniplex complex. Gene Ontology annotation, biological process: mitochondrial calcium ion homeostasis; calcium import into the mitochondrion. Bases 1 to 795 code for a protein of 264 amino acids. Gene Ontology annotation, molecular function: uniporter activity; calcium channel activity. NCBI's taxonomy places the organism in Eukaryota, Viridiplantae, Streptophyta, Magnoliopsida, Poales, Poaceae. The record is from RefSeq and is a predicted model, not a curated record. The transcript is spliced from 2 exons.